AUGUCGAUUCGGGCAGCUCAAGUUCAGGGCUGGAUCGAGAACUACGAUGUGUUUUCAUCUGUGAAAGAUCCGCUUUCAGCUAGAAUUGUUCAAGUCGAUGAUAAACUUAUUCAUGUUGAAUCUACCUGGUCCAAUCGCGAGCCCGUUUUGAAGAAGAAUAUCAGGACAAACAGGUUUUCAGUGCUAGAAAAAGACAAGUUGGUACCUGUUUCAACUUGUACUGGAAGAGUUGUUAGCACUGAGUAAGUUAUUUUUGAUGUUUUUGUUUUAGGUAUUGGAGGUAGAAGAAGGUAUUUAAGGUGGAGAGGAGUGGAAGUGAAUGUAAUUGAAGGUGUUUUGUUAUUAAUGUGUAAAAAAGAAUUCUGUAUCUAUUAGAAGGGGUUUUAAACUUAAAUUCUUUUAAUUUGCAGCUUUUUUAUUUUCAGAAAAUUGUUAAUAUUUAUUUAUAUAACUAAUAAACAUAAUUUUUUAUAUAAAUUUUAUGUUUGUUUUGAUUUUUCUAUAAAAACCUUAUUUUAGUGCUCCACCAACGAUCUACACGAAGAACGGCUCCCAUUCAGCUACAUUGCUGUCUCAAACUGAAGGGAAAGAUGAAAAACAGUUUCUAAUUGUAACAUUGAUUGAAAUUCAAAGAAGAAUCAAAACUUUGGAGUUGGGAGCGCCAAAAAAGAUUGGCAAGGUUCAUGUUGGUGGAGAAUUUGGAGCGUUUCAAUUCUCGAACGAUGGAGACAAAAUCUUGUUUGUAGCUGAAAGACAAGUCAAGCCUCAAAACUUUUACGAUUCUGACUUGGAUUGGAGCGAUGAGGAGAAGAUUGUCAAGGUAUGGUGUCACUUACAUUUAGAUUUUUGAAAAGUUAAGAGGAAUUGGUAUAUAAAAUUUGAAAAAAGCGAGAAUUUGGGACUAAAGUCAAAAAAUUGUUAAAUAAAAAGUUUUUAGGCCAAAGUUGGCGAAAAGUUCGUGUACCGUGAAUCCUGGGGUGAACAAAUGCCAGAAGUCAAGGUACCCAUUCUCUGUGUUUACAAUUUCCGAACAGAUGAACUCAGAACCAUUGAUACAGAAUUCUUUGAUUCUUAUAGUCCAGCACAAGCUCAAUGGGCUCUAGAAGACGAUGGCAUAUUGUUUGUGGCUGUGAAAUCAAAACCUUUUAAAUUGGGCAAGAUUUACUGUACCAAUAGACCUAGUCAGCUGUACUAUUACAACUUGAAGACCGAAUCUUUCGAAGCGAUUGGAAAUGAGGAUGUUGCUAUUGAAGGCCUGCGGGUGUCUCCGUGUGGAAAAAUUGUUACUUGGUUCCAGAGGGAUGGAAUUGGUCCUCAUGGGGCUUGUUUCGAAAUGAGAAAGGUAUGUUGGGAUAGGGGAGGGUGCAGUGAUGGUCAUUUAAAAACUGCAGUAGCUUUUGUUAAGAGACAGAUAUAGAGUUUAAAAUUUGUGAUGUUAUAGUUUAUUCUCCGUAAUAUUUAGCUCAACAAAUAAAAUUUGAAAAUACAGUAUACGUUUAAAUUUACAGUAAUUUUACUCCAACACUUUUUUGAUUUUUUACAAUAAAGGUUUUAUGUAUAUUAAAGUUCCUUAAGUCAAAGCUUUGUUGUAUAUCAAAAAACUCUAGUAAUGAUAUAAGCUUCAGAUGGACUGGUCCAUCUACUCCAGGGAACCCAGAAUCUUAGUCCCAAUAAUAAAGUCACAAGAAACGUUUGGCUCGAGAGGAAGUUUCCCUGGCUUCUUCAUGCCAUCAACAGCAAAACAACCGUUUUUGGAAGGAAAUCGACAGGUCGUAUCAACAUUAUGGGGAGCUACAAACACUAUAGUUACUGUAGAUUUGGAUAAUGGCAAAGUUGUACGAUUACCCGACUGUAAAAAUUCGAAAGGAUCUUUGUUUUUACUGGAUUAUAAGGUAAGGUAACAUUUUUUUGUUGAGAUUUGUUGGUUUUGGGUUGAGAAUGUUGAGAAGGUAGUUUUUGAUAAAGAAAAUGGCAAGAACUUUGUUUACAGAAGAAAAAAUGGCAAGAACUUUCUUUACAAAACUAAGUUUUUCAAUUUCAGGAAGGAUAUGUUCUGGCCAAUGCAGCAGCACCAUCAGUACCAGCCCAACUCGUCAUUGGAAACAUAAAUUCAAAAAAUUUCGAUUGGAGCUUUGUCGAAGAUUUGGAUGUUCUAUUAGACAUUGCUGAUUACGUGAACAAGUGGGAGUUGUUGUAUUUCAAAAGAGAGGGUAAGGGAUAUGAAUUUCUUGAUUAGGUCACAAAAAAUUUAAAUGGUUUAUAUUGGUCGUAUAACUUGUCGCCCGCAGCCUGCAAAAGUCCAAAAAUUAACAAGCAACAUGAAAAAUGGCAAUAGCUUUCUUUACAAAACGACAAAUGGCAAGAAAUUUCUUUACGAAAAGAAUAAUGGCAAGAACUUUCUUUGAAAAACAAGAAAUGACAAGAACUUUCUUUACAACUCAAAAGAUAUCAAGAUCUUUAUUUACAACUCAAAAACGGCAAAAACUUUCUUCACGAAACCAAAAAUGGCAAGAACUUUAUUUACAAGACAAAAAAUGGCAAGAACUUUAUUUACAAUUUUAUAUUUUAUGAAAUUACUUUAGAAGGUCACCAAUACGAAGCCGUAAUACGAUUCUCAAUCAGAGAAGGCAAAGUCAAGGUACCAUUGGUAGUUUUACCUCACGGUGGGCCUCAUGGAGCUUCUGUAGCCACAUGGCACGGAACGUUGAUUGGAAGUUUGAUUGCUGCUGGCUACGCUGUUUUACAGGUAAUUUGUGAGUAUUGUAGGCUAGUGAGUACUGUGAUUUAUUUACUAUUAGGUUGUUCAAAUAAUUCUGUACUUUUUAAUUUCGAAAAUUUGCUUUGAAAGGACGCGCAGAAUUAUUUGAAGAGCUUAAUAUUUCACUGCUCUGUUGAAGCAUGUUGUAGUACGUAGGAAAGUAAGAUCUGUGACUCGUAGUAUGAGCUUAAAUUAUUAUUAUGUAUUCAUUAUAACCAAUGCAUCAAAUAUCACCUAAAAAAUAUCGUUAUAGGUCAAUUACCACGGCUCUCAAGGCUACGGCGACGAUUUUAUCAACCGACUGCCGGGAAAUUGUGGUGAUAUGGACGUGAAAGAUGUGCACUAUGCUGCGCAGACCGUUCUUGACAAGUACGACUUUAUUGACAGCGAUAGAAUAGUAUUGUUCGGAGGAUCACAUGGAGGUUUCUUGGUUUCGCAUCUCAUCGGCCAGUACCCGGACUUUUACCGUGCUUGUGUCGCUUUGAAUCCGGUUUUGAACAUUUUGAGUAGGUGGACAAGAAUAAUGUUUUGUUUAAAUAAUUCUGAGCUCCCUUUUGAAGCAAUUUUUGGUGUUAGGGGCACAGAAUUAUUUGAACAACUUGAUGGUGUCAGUAUAUAUAACAUCUUUUCUGAUGCCCUCGGUUCAAUAUACCUAAUAGUGUCAUAAUCUAGACUUCCGCUAAGCAAAUAGUAACUCAUUCUUUUCUAUAAUGUAUACCAUAUUGCUCAUGAAUGUUUCAGCCAUGCACGACCUAACCGACAUCACCGACUGGACCUACUACGAAGGCCUCGGCCAAUGGCCCGACUUCAAACGCGUCCUAAACGAAGAAGAACGCAAACUCAUGUACGACUCCUCACCAAUCGCUCAUGUAACCAAAAUCAAAGCACCAUACCUUCUACUGAUCGGAGAGAAAGACCUGAGGGUGGUACCUCACUAUCGUGGUUUCAUUCGAACUCUUCAGGCUAAUGGAGUCAAAGCGAAAAUAUUGUCCUACCCGGAGAGUAAUCAUCCAUUGAUCGAAGUGGAAGUUGAGUCUGAUUUUGUGAUCAACAUGUUGAAGUGGUUCCAGGAGCACGCGUUCUCACGGUAG
Messenger RNA from Bursaphelenchus okinawaensis, 3849 nucleotides. The record is from the annotation of a GenBank genome assembly. NCBI's taxonomy places the organism in Eukaryota, Metazoa, Nematoda, Chromadorea, Rhabditida, Aphelenchoididae.